AUGGCUACUUUCUUGGCUAAACAAAUGAUUUCCAAUAAAACUAGUGCAUUAACUAAAAGUGCUUCUAGUAACAAUUCUGGCGGUGGUGGCAGUGAUAAUAGUGAAAACGCCAUGGAGCACGAAGAAUUUUUGAAGCAACAAGAAGAAGAACGAAUGGCACGCUAUGUGGAUAGAGAGAAAAAACGUGAAAAAAUUCGCGAUAAAAUACGUAAUAAAUAUAACUUAGAAAAACGUGAUUACUUAAGCAUCGUCGAUUUAGAAGCCACUGCUCCAAAAAAGGAUUCAUCCAAGUCUAAUUUCUCAUCACGUAUGGAUAACUAUUCUAAUGAAGGUUGCUUUCGUCGAAUGCUGCGGUGUUGCUGCCCAUGUUGUUGUCGCCGCUAA
This is a messenger RNA of Trichoplax adhaerens, 384 nucleotides long. RefSeq names its product complexin. Gene Ontology annotation, molecular function: syntaxin binding. Gene Ontology annotation, biological process: neurotransmitter transport. The record is from RefSeq and is a predicted model, not a curated record. The transcript has a single exon. NCBI's taxonomy places the organism in Eukaryota, Metazoa, Placozoa, Uniplacotomia, Trichoplacea, Trichoplacidae. Gene Ontology annotation, cellular component: SNARE complex. Bases 1 to 384 code for a protein of 127 amino acids.